GUUCUUAUGUGUUUUGUUUUGAUGCAGUGCAGGAUGGGACUUUGAGGGUUUUUGAAUGGCCAAGCAUGAAAGUAUUACUUAAUGAGUCUCAGGCACAUGCAUCAGUUAAAAGCUUAACUUUCAGUGAAAGUGGUAAGUUUCUUGUAUCUCUUGGAGCUCCACUUUGUCGGGUUUGGGAUGUGAAUGCUUCUGCUGCUAUUGCCAGUUUAUCAAAAGAGAAGGAUGAGAUGUUUGCCUCGUGUAGAUUCUCUGUAGACAGUUCAGGCAAUGAAGUUCUUUACGUUGCUGCAAACACUGAACAUGGUGGGAGUAUUAUAACAUGGGAUACAACAUCCUGGAGAAGAAGAAGUUCAAAGCUUAUUAAAAGAAACAACUCUAUAUCUGCCUUUAAUGUCUCAGCUGAUGGGAAGCUUCUUGCAAUAGGAACACUCGAAGGAGAUCUUUUAAUAAUUGAUUCGACAAAGAUGCAAACUAACCAAGUCGUCAAGAAAGCUCAUCUCGGUUUAGUCACCGCACUGACUUUCUCCCCUGAUUCAAGGUGCUUAGUGUCAGUAUCUUUUGACUCAAGGGCAAGGCUAACCGUGAUCAAACAAAAGGGUGGAAAACGUCGAAUACAUCUGGGGAGUGGUUGGCGGCGUUGUUGUUUGUGUUGA
Messenger RNA from Arabidopsis lyrata subsp. lyrata, 653 nucleotides. Its product is annotated as SEC12-like protein 2. Gene Ontology annotation, cellular component: endoplasmic reticulum membrane. Gene Ontology annotation, molecular function: GTPase activator activity; protein binding; guanyl-nucleotide exchange factor activity. Gene Ontology annotation, biological process: protein secretion. Lineage: Eukaryota; Viridiplantae; Streptophyta; Magnoliopsida; Brassicales; Brassicaceae. The transcript is spliced from 7 exons. The coding region runs from base 66 to 653 and encodes 195 amino acids. The record is from RefSeq and is a predicted model, not a curated record.